AUGACCUUCUUCAGCCAGCGGCACAACAUCCCGUGCUACGCGCUUUCCCUGCGCGGGCACGGCGGGAGCUUCUACCCGAGCUUCCUGCGCAUGCUUUACGCGACGUUCAAGAGCGAUCUGGCGGAUGAUCUUGUCGCGGGGAUCGAGUUCGCCGAGAGGCGGGAGCGGGAGACGGGCGCGGAGGAUGGGAGGGUCGUGCUGGUGGGUCACUCGAGUGGAGGGGGGUUGAGCCAGGAUGUGCUGAGUAGGGGGAGGGUGAGGGUUAGGGGGUUGGUGCUUGCGGCUGCGGUGCCGGGGUAUGGCUCAAUGGGCGUCUAUACCAACUGGUGGGCCCUCGACCCCUGGUUCUCCCUCCGCAUGCUGCUCCACGGCUGGCACCCCAAGUCCCCCCUCAGCAGCACGGCGCUAGUGAAGCGCGUUUUUUUCUGCAACGAGAUGCCUGAGUCCCGCGUCCAGGAGUUCGAGAAGCAGAUGAGCAUGUACGAGAGCUUUUGGUGGCCGGUGGGCAUGAUGUACCAUUUCGCCUCCGCCACAGCCGUCAUGAGUAGUAUCGUUGGCUGGGGAGCAGGAAAGGGGGAGAGGCUGCUGGUGCUUGCGGGAGAGAAGGAUGUGCUGAUGACGAAGGAUGUGAUGGAGAAGCUCGCGGAAUUCUAUCGUGGGGGGUUUGAGGAGUUGGUGAGGGGGAAGAAAAUUGAGGCGGAGGCUGAGGAGGUCAGAGUCAAGAAGGGAGGGAGGAGCAGGGGAUUGGGUGUCAGGUUGGCGACGGUGGAGGGCGCGGGACAUCAUUUGCAGAAUGAUCUUCAGUGGGAAGACGGCGCGGAGCAGGUUCUGGAGUUUUAUCGGCAGCUUUGA
This is a messenger RNA of Coniosporium apollinis CBS 100218, 852 nucleotides long. RefSeq lists its product as uncharacterized. The record is from RefSeq and is a predicted model, not a curated record. The transcript has 2 exons. The coding region runs from base 1 to 852 and encodes 283 amino acids. NCBI's taxonomy places the organism in Eukaryota, Fungi, Ascomycota, Dothideomycetes.